UGGCCGGUUUCACAACCGAAACGAUGCUGCUCGGGGGCGCCAAGGCCAAGCCGAGUCCGCUCGACCCUGAGUACUGGCGCGGCAUUACGCACUCGGUCGAAGCACAUCCGACGGCCACGCUCGUCCACUCGCCGCUGCCGGUGCACGGGUACCGCCCACCGGUCGCGUCGCCCGUGCACCCUGUCAUGAUUAGCCCGAUCCCGUCCCAGGCGCGACAGGCGGCGAGCCAAGGCUUUGACAUGCACCAAAUCGACUACGCAUACGCCGACGCGUCGUCGUUGCGGACGCAGCUUCGACACGCGUUCAUGGCGCUCGCGAUCGAUAUCCGCCAGGUGCUGCAGGCGUACGACGUCCAUCGUAGCGGCGGGCUACCUACCCACACGUUUCAAGAUGCGCUCGCGCAAGUGGGCAUCUACCUCUCACCGCUGCUGAUGGCCGAGAUCCAACGGCGCUUUUACGCGCCGCCCGUUGACGCCAUCGACUACCACGCCCUCGCGACGUACUUGUCGCUGGACCGUGCCGAAGUCGACCGGAUUUUGCAGGACAUUGGCCGGCGGAUCGCGGCGCAAGGCUCGAUCGAGAGCAUGCGCCACAUGCUCCAGCAGUACGACCACCACAGCACGGGCUGCGUUCCCCGGCACAUCUUCUUGGAUUUUUGCCAUCGGUAUGCGUCGGCGCCCGACGUGGACCUGCACUGGCUGGCGCACUUCUUCGCCCACCCGUACGACACGCAGCUCGUCUCGUACGCGCGGAUGCUCGAGCUCUUUCCUGGCAACCACAAAGCAUCGCACCCGCAUCUCUCGCCCCGGCCGAUGAGUGCGCCCGUGGCGUAUGCGUCGCCCGUGCCCGUCUCGCCCAUGACGGCCCAUCACGGACACCAUGGGGCUCAUGGACACCCGACACCGCAUGGCUACCAGCCGCCACCGCACCACACGGGGUAUACGACGAUGGUCAACCACGCAGUGCCCGCCGCCAAGAUGGUGCUGCAAAAGAACGGGUGGAUUUGUCGCGUGUGCGCCCACCAACAAGUGGAAGACUGGGUCACGCACUGCGAGAUCUGCGACACGUCCAAGCCCCACGGCGGCGCGCGUGGUAUAUUUGUCAAGUGUCCCCACUGCAAGUUUGACAACAACUUUGAUGCGGUCUCGUGCGAGCUCUGCCACCACGGGCUGCAGGCCAAACCCAAGAAGGCUCGCAAGAAAAAGUACUACUCGAGCAGCUCGUCGUCAUCGUCGUCGUCAUCGUCGUCGUCGUCAUCGUCGGGGGGCGACUCGCGGCGGCGGCGGCGCAAGGGCAAGCAGCACCGUCGCCAGCGCCACGAAGAUGACUCGGUCCGCUUCACCAAGGGCGAGGUCAUCCAGGCCAUACCCCUUCACAAGCACGAGUACGUUCUCGGAUCGAUCGUCAAGGUUCACAAGGACGACCGCACGUACGACGUCAAGUUUGACACGGGCAAGCUCGAGCGCUACGUACCCGAAGACUCGAUUCGCGAAGUCACUCGCGCCAAGAUGGCAGGCAGCCCGCGCAAAUCGCACCACCCGUCGGCCGACGAAGGCAAGACGUCGUCGCCGCGCAAGCCCAAGCGAAUGGAAAUGACGUCCGAGUCCGAGGACGUCCGGCCGCAUUCGCCCAAGAAGACACGCCCUGUCGUCGUCUCCGACUCGGACGACCGCCCCAAGAGGCCAGCAAAGCGCCCUGAGCCCAUAUUCACAUCCGAGUCGGAUGCUGGACCAGCGUACAAACCGGGGCAGCGCGUCCGGGCCAACUACAAGGAGCAAGGUGACUGGGUCGGCGCCGUCAUCGCUAAGGUGCACUCGGACGGCUCUUGUGACGUCGAGUACGAGACCGGCAAGAUGGAAACGCGAGUCAAAGCGAGCGCGAUUCGCCCGCCCAGUCCGAAGAAGAAGCCGCAGGUUGUCACCGACUCGUCUGAGAGCGACGUCAAGGUCGUCUACGAGAAAGGCCAGCGCGUCGAAGCCAAGUACGGCGGUAAGACAUGGAAGGGCGGUGUCGUGACGCGGCGCCGGGUCAAUGGGACGUACGAUAUCGACUACGAUGAAGGGGAGAAGGAAACGGGCGUCAAGGGUGACUGGAUGCGCGCGGCCUCGAGCUCGCCAAAGAAGAAGAAGCCGGUCGAGACGACAACAACAGAAGAUGACAAGCCCAAGCGUGGCAAGUUCAAACAAAGCGACAAGAUUGAGGCGCAGUACAAGGGCAAAGACAAGUUCUACCCCGGCGUCAUUGCUCGCGCCCGGCUCAAUGGCACCUACGACAUCGACUACGACGACGGCGAGAAGGAGACGAUGGUCAAAGCCGACCUUGUUCGCCUCAAAGAAGGCUCGAGCUCGCCCAAGAAGAAAAAAACUGUGGAAGAGCCGUCGACGACGGAGGACGACAAGCCGAAGCGUGGCAAGUACAAAGAAGGCGACAAGAUUGAGGCGCAGUACAAGGGCAAGGACAAGUUCUACCCCGGUGUCAUCUCCCGUGCUCGUGUGAAUGGGACGUACGACAUCGACUACGACGACGGCGAGAAGGAGACGAUGGUCAAGACGGACCUGAUCCGCCUCAAGGGGGGAACGUCGCCCAAGAAGAAGCCGGUCGAGGAGAUGACAACAACAGAAGAUGACAAACCGAAACGUGGCAAGUUUAAACAAGGCGACAAGAUUGAGGCGCAGUACAAGGGCAAAGACAAGUUCUACCCCGGCGUCAUUGCUCGCGCCCGGCUCAAUGGUACCUACGAUAUCGACUACGACGACGGAGAGAAGGAAACUGCAGUCGCUGCCGAGCUCAUUCGAGCCAAGGGCGCCUCGUCGCCCAAAAAAAAGAAGGCGGAAGAGUCGACAGACGACGACAAGCCGAAGAAGUUCAACGAAGGCGACACGAUCGAAGCGCAGUACAAGGGCAAGUCCAAGUUCUACCCCGGUGUCAUCUCUCGUGCGCGGCUGAACGGAACCUACGACAUCGACUACGAUGACGGCGAAAAGGAGACGGGUGUCGCCGCUGAGCUUAUCAGAGCCAAGGGUGGUUCAUCUCCGAAGAAGAAGAAGGUUGAAGAGUCGACAGAAGAUGACAAGCCAAAGAAGUACAAGGAAGGCGACAAGGCUUAA
Molecule: messenger RNA, 3107 nt
Organism: Saprolegnia diclina VS20
Lineage: Eukaryota; Oomycota; Saprolegniomycetes; Saprolegniales; Saprolegniaceae
Exons: 4
Coding region: 24-3107 (1027 amino acids)
Source: RefSeq, a predicted model, not a curated record